AUGAAAAAAGUCAGUACAAUAUCUGUGGUAUUUAACAGUCAUUAUAUUCUGGUUUUAGUGUUGUUCAUGUACUUCACAAGUACAUCGGCUGCCCAGACUGCUGACUGUCUGCACUUGAGGGAGCAAUGUAUAAAUGCUGCAAAUGGAUGUGGGAGUGUCUGGAAUAUUGUUGAAGAUGUCUGCAAUAUUUCAGGAUAUUUGGAAACUUCCUCAAGAUCAGGUACUGAACUGAGUUUUAGGCAACACAGAAGCUCCAGAGACCAAAGACACCCAGAAAAACUAGAGAAUGACUGCAGCAUCACAAAACAACGCUGUCGAGAAGACCCUUACUGUUUUCUAGUGUACAAGAGCUUCCAGCAAGCAUGCCAGGUGGACGCAGCAAAAUGUAGACUCCAGAUGGUCAACCAGGAAUGUUUGUCAGCAUGGAAAGAACUGAGGAAAACAGUGCUGGGAGAGUGCAAGUGCUCAGCGCCACUUGAGAUGCGAUGCAUUAAAAUAUGGAAGGGAAUAUUUAACAACCUUUGUUUACAAUACUCUAAAGAGGGCCAAGCUUCAGCAGCUAGUGAAAAUGGUGAUGAUGACGAUGAUAAUGAGGAUGUUGAUGAUGAGAAAAAUCAGGACACUGACACAGACAAUAUUAGUACAGAAACAAAAUUACAAUGGAGUUUAUCUGCCCUCUCCAAACAAGCAUACACAGCAAACAAGACCUGUUUGGAUGUGAACAAGGAGUGUGUUGAAGAUGAAGUAUGUAACAAACAGUUGUCCCUGUACCUUAAGGUUUGCUCAGUAAAUAAGAAGUGCAACAUGGAAGAAUGUCAAGCAGCCAUCAGGUUCUUCUAUCAAAACAUGCCUUUUGAAGUUGCCCAAAUUAUGACAUUUUGUGAUUGUAAUCAGCCUGAUGAAUCCUGUCACAGAGCCAAAGAACUCCUCCAUGGCAAGCCCUGUGCAGUUACUGCAGUUCCACCCCCAUCGUGUCUGAAAACAAUACACAUGUGUGAAGAGAAUGAAUUGUGCAGGAAAAAGUACACAACAUUUCAGUCAAAGUGUUGGAGACAUGUGACAAAAAAAUGCUACGAUGAUAAAGCUUGUCUUGAAACUUUAAUCAAGGGUGACAUGCCCUGUUCUGCAAGUGCUGAUUGCAAAGCAGCCUACAUUAGCAACUGGGGCACGAUGCUGCGCAUGGAGUGCACCUGCCAGAAUUUACCUCCCACAGAGCAUUCUUUGUGCAAGCUCUUCCAUCACAUACUUCACAGCAAAUCCUGCUUCAAUGAGUUAC
Antrostomus carolinensis (chuck-will's-widow) is the source of this 1276-nucleotide messenger RNA. It is a transcript of the gene GFRAL, whose product is annotated as GDNF family receptor alpha like. Gene Ontology annotation, cellular component: signaling receptor complex; external side of plasma membrane. Gene Ontology annotation, molecular function: signaling receptor activity. The transcript has 5 exons. Lineage: Eukaryota; Metazoa; Chordata; Aves; Caprimulgiformes; Caprimulgidae. The record is from RefSeq and is a predicted model, not a curated record. Gene Ontology annotation, biological process: nervous system development. The annotation marks the transcript as partial.